UUUCUUCAAACCAUUCAUCUUGAAAUAAAACAAGACGUCAGACAGCAUGACUAUUGCAACAUCAUAUUGUUUUAUUGUCUCUGAGCCAGGUGUCACGCCGGCUGAGAGAGAAUAAGAGGAACUUAACGGUUUAAGCGAUUUUAGUUGGUUGGUAAGAUAAUGGAUGGAUGGAUUUUUAAACGCGGACGGAUAUAAAGUCUUUGGCCAAUGACACGUAGGAGUCUUACUCAUCAGUCUUGGCACAGCCCUGGUUUCAAGGAUGUGAGAGUCAUUAUAAUAACCCUCCUUCCACCACAGCUCAGCGAGGAAACUCUCUGAAGAAGCACAAAGGGACUUGAAGACUAAAAACACUGUAAGUUCAAUGUCUGACAUGAGCUUGUGUUACUGACUGUGCUGUUAGACCAAAGAUGAGUAUUUGUGGGAUGGAGGAGGAGGGCAGAGCGGAGUCUCCAGUAUCCAGCUGUCUGUCUCUGAAGAGUGACCAGUCCAGAGAGAUUCCUCUUGCCUUCAGCAAUGAACCCGGACAAUUCAACACAAAAACAAAGAUGAGUGUUUGUGAGAUGGAUGAGGAGGGCAGAGCGGAGUCUCCAGUUUCCAGCUGUCUGUCUCUGAAGAGUGACCAGUCCAGAGAGAUUCCUCUUGCCUUCAGCAAUGAACCCGGACCAUUCAACACAAAACCAAAGAUGAGUGUUUGUGGGAAGGACGAGGAGGGCAGAGUGGAGUCUCCAGUAUCCAGCUGUCUGUCUCAAAAGAGUGACCAGUCCAGAGAGAUUCCUCUUGCCUUCAGCAAUGAACUGGGACCAUACAACACAAAACAGAGGAAAAGGACUAGUGGUGCCAUCAAGGACCAGCUGUCAUGCUGUUCUUUAUGCCAGGUGGUCCUGAAAGAUCCAGGGUCUACCAGCUGUGGACACGUCUUCUGCAGGCCAUGCAUUGCCUCAAACUGGGAAGAAUGUAAAUCAGCAGAUUUUUCAUGUCCCCAGUGUGGAAAAAGAUCCAGAAAAAGUCCUGAAUUGCAGACACCCAGUCAAAACAGCACUGAACCAACAGUUACCGGCAGUCUGCAGGAGGUUUUAGACAAUCAUAAGAACAGCCUUAGACGAAGAUGUGAAUUUGCAAUAGAAGGAACUGCUGAAGCAGAACAUCGAACCCGCCUGAAUGGGAUCUACACUGAGCUCUACAUCACUGAAGGACAAUGCGAAGGAGUUAAUGCACAACAUGAAGUGUGGCAGCUUGAGACAAUAUCGAAAAUGGAGACCCUGCAUGACACUCCAAUCAGCUGCUGUGACAUCUUUAAGGUCUUACCUGGCCAAAAGAGAUUCAUCAGAGUAGUGCUAACGAAUGGCAUUGCAGGCAUCGGAAAAACCUUCUCAGUGCAGAAAUUUACUCUUGACUGGGCAGAGGGCCUGGAAAAUCAAGACAUUAGCCUUGUGAUUCUGCUUUCGUUCCGGGAGCUGAACUUGAUCAAAGAGGAGCAGUACAGUUUUCUCAGGUUGCUUCAUGAUUUCAAUCCAACACUACGCACGGUGACGGCCGAAAGGCUUGCUCUCUGUAAAGUUUUGUUAAUCUUUGAUGGCCUGGAUGAAAGCAGACUUUCGUUGGAUUUCCAGAACAAUGAGGUUGUUUCCGACGUCACACAGAGAUCAUCAGUCAACUUAUUGUUGACAAACCUCAUCCAGGGGAAUCUGCUUCCCUCAGCUCUUCUUUGGAUAACUUCAAGACCUGCAGCCGCCAAUCAGAUCCCUCCUUCGUAUGUCGAUAUGUUUACAGAAGUACGAGGAUUCACUGAUACUCAGAAGGAGGAGUACUUCAGGAGGAGAUUCAAUGAUGAGUCCCUGUCCAGCAAAAUCAUCUCACACAUCAAGGCAUCCAGGAGUCUCUACAUUAUGUGUCACAUCCCAGUUUUCUGUUGGAUCACUGCUACAGUUCUGGAGCACAUGCUGACUGUAGACCAAAAAGAGCUUCCCAAGACUCUGACUGAGAUGUACUCACACUUUCUUCUUGUUCAGUACAAGAGGAAGACACAGAAGUAUGAUAAGGGACAUGAUAUAAUCCCACAGGAGCUGAUGCAGGCUGACAGGGAUGUCCUUCUGAAGAUGGGGAGACUUGCAUUUGAACAUCUGGAAAAAGGGAACAUCAUGUUCUACCAAGAGGACUUGGAGCAAUGCGGUCUUGAUGUCAGAGAAGCCUUAGUUUUCUCAGGACUGUGCACAGAGAUCUUCAAAAGAGAGCUUGUACUCUUUCAGAAAAUGAUUUACUGCUUUGUUCAUUUAAGUAUUCAGGAGUUUCUCGCUGCUGUCUUCAUGGUCCAUUGUUACCUGAGCAAGAACAUAGAAGUACUGGCAACUUUCUUAGGAGAAAACUGGGAUGCAAAUCGCAGUGACCAUGGUUUAGAUAACUUCCUCAGUCGAGUUGUGGACAAAUCCCUAAACAGUGAAAAUGGCCACUUGGACCUCUUUGUUCGUUUCCUUCAUGGUCUGUUAUUGGAGUCCAACCAUCGUCUCUUAGGUCGUCUGCUUGGCUGGACAGCAAGCAGUUCAGAAAGCAUCCAAAGAGCAAUAAACAACCUGAAGAAAAUGAAUGCUUAUGACAUCUCACCUGACAGAAGCAUAAACGUCUUCCACUGUUUGAUGGAGAUGAAUGACCACUCAGUGCAUCAGGAGAUCCAAGAGUACCUGCAGUCAGACAACAGAUCGGUGAAGAAACUCACCAAGACCCAGUGCUCAGCUCUUGCCUACAUGCUGCAGAUGUCUGAAGAGGUUCUAGAGGUGUUGGACCUGAAGAAGUACAAUGCAUCGGGUGACGGAAGACGGAGAUUGCUCCCAGCCGUGAGGAACUGCAGAAAUGCUCGACUCUCUGCCUGUGGGCUCUCUGAGGGGCAUUGUGGAGUUCUUUCCUCAGCUCUGAUGUCCAACCCCUCCCAUCUGCUGGAGCUGGACCUGAGUGAAAAUGACUAUCUGCUGGACUCGGGCGUGAAGCUGCUCUCUGUUGGACUGGAGAGUCCAAACUGCAGACUGCAGAUACUAAGAUUGAAGAGCUGCAGUUUGUCAGAAAGUUGUUGUGAUUCUCUGGCCUCAGCGCUGAAGUGCACCUCUUCCCAUCUGAGAGAGCUGGACCUAUGUAACAACAACUAUCUGAAGGAUUCAGGGGUGAAGCUGCUGUCAACUGGACUGAAGAGCCCAAACUGUAGACUGGAGACUCUGAGAUUAAGUUGCUGCAGGUUGUCAGAGAGCUGCUGUGCACACCUGGCCUCAGCGAUGAAGUCCAACCCCUCCCAUAUGAGAGAGCUAGACCUGAGUAAAAACAAACUGAAGGAUGUAGGAGUAAAUCUGCUAUCUGCUGCACUAGAGAGUCCCCAAUGUAGACUGAAGUACCUGAGGCUUGAUAGAUGUGGGCUUACGGAGAACUGCUGUACUUCUUUGGCCUCAAUUCUCUCAUCCAACCCCUCCAGCCUGAGAGAGUUGGAACUGAGUAAUAAUGAUCUACAGGAUUCAGGAGUUAAGCUGCUGUGUGUAGGAUUGGAGAGUCCACAUUGUGUACUGGAAGCUUUGAGAUUGAGGGGCUGCUGGUUGUCAGAGAGUUGCUGUGCUUCUCUGGCUUCAGCUUUAAUGUCCAACCCCUCCAGUCUGAGGGAGCUUGACCUAAGUGAAAAUGAUCUACAGGAUUCAGGAGUGAAGCUGCUGUGUGCUGGAUUGGAGAGUCCACAUUGUAGACUAGAGACUCUGAGGUUGAAACGCUGUCGGCUCACAGAUGAAGACUGUGCUUUUCUGGCAUCAGCUUUAAGGUCCAGGCAAUCCUGUCUGCGAGAGCUGGAUCUGAGUCAAAACAGCCUGCAAGAAUCCAGAGUGAAGCUGCUGUCUGACGUCCUGGAGAAUCCACAUUGUAGACUGGAGACUAUCAGAAUGGAAGAAAUGGAGUAAAUCCAGAGUGCAUCCAUCUGACGAACAUGCAUCACUGGCCAUGAGGUGUUGCUAACUCUUGGGCUUCCGUGAUCAACAUAUCACUGUUCUAAAUGUACAGUUGCUUGAAGUUUUGUUAAUUUUAAUUUUAAGAAAACAGAUCAAUUCAGAUUGAGUCAAGUCAGGACAAAAGUGCAAUACUGUUUUUAUAUUUGAAUAAACCUACCAUGCUGUCACA
This is a messenger RNA of Micropterus salmoides (largemouth bass), 4137 nucleotides long. Its product is annotated as NACHT, LRR and PYD domains-containing protein 12-like. The transcript is spliced from 13 exons. Lineage: Eukaryota; Metazoa; Chordata; Actinopteri; Centrarchiformes; Centrarchidae. The coding region runs from base 408 to 3920 and encodes 1170 amino acids. Gene Ontology annotation, molecular function: protein binding. The record is from RefSeq and is a predicted model, not a curated record.